Heterotrigona itama is the source of this 1901-nucleotide messenger RNA. The record is from the annotation of a GenBank genome assembly. NCBI's taxonomy places the organism in Eukaryota, Metazoa, Arthropoda, Insecta, Hymenoptera, Apidae.
GAGGAGAAGGAGGAAGAGGAGGAGAAAGAGGAGAAAGAAGACGAGAGCUCCCGAAAGUAUCGGAGCUCUCGAAGGCUGGGCGGGAAAUGGCCGGUGGUGUACUGUGUUAUAAUGCUUGAGGACGAUCCGCUGGCUGGACCGACGAGGCGCGCCGAUUCGAGCGAUCGUUGUUGCUCAACCACCGCGAACGACGUUACUCUCCGCUUGGCUGUGAUCGAGCAGGCUGAAGGCGUCGGCGAGGUGAUCGACGUCGAGGGGAUCGCUCCCGAACAGACUACGAAGGAGAAUACGGUGUCGAAGGGGUGGCUCGCGUAGCCGGGGCUACGUCUGGUUGUGCGUGUGGUGCGUGGUGCGCGCGUAUGUGUCCGUCCGUGAGUGAGUGCUACGAGUGAAAAAAAAGAGAAAGAGGAAAAAAAAAAGGAAAAAAGAAAGGAGAAAAGGCAAAAGAGGCGAGGUAAUACGGAGGAGCUAGGAAGCUACGAGGAGCGCGUGGCCGAGAGCAUGCAGGAUUCGGGCGAGGCCCGCAGAGGCCUCAGUCCCGCCGGUGGACCGGGAUAAGGUUUUCACCCGUAACGGUUCACGAGUGUCGCCGUAUCCGAGUGACCAAGAGGAUAAAGAGGGGUCGGAUUAAACGGCUGCUUGGUCGCGUUCGCUCGACCAAGUGAACGUCCUUAAGCUGAGAUCGCAGGAACGCGGGAAGCGAGCUGGUCUCGCUUUCGGGCGCAUGGAACAUGAUAGAGAUGUCGAGCGGAAUCGGUGCAACUGCAAUGGGGAUCGGCGUUAGUCACGGGACAGGGGGUGGCGAGGGUGUCGCCAGCGGGUGCCGGCUCCGCGCGCAGAGCCAAGGCCAGGCGAGCGGAUCAUCCGGCAACUCGCAGCAGUCCUCGCAGCAGCAGCAACAGCAGCAACAACAGGCACCCUCGUCGCAGCAGCCGCAGCAGCAACAGCAACGCCAGCCAACCGGGAUCAUGGGCCGCUCGAAGAAGGACAACUGUUGCUUGUGCUGGUGCUGUUGUUGCAGUUGCUCUUUGGCGGCGGUCGGUGGGAAUUCGACGGGCGCUGGUGGCGCGGCCGAUCAGGGGAAGAAGAAAGGGAAUGCGGGCGUGGAACACAGCGAGUUGUGCGAGACGGGGAACGGACUCGACGGUCUGGACGGUCUGGACGGGAACACGGAGUGCAGUUUGGAAGAGAUCAGGUCGUGGGGCUCGUCCUUCGACAAACUGAUGAGGAGCCCCAUCGGCCGUAAAUUCUUCAGGGAGUUCCUGCUCAGCGAGUACAGCGACGAGAACAUCGCGUUUUGGCUGGCCUGCGAGAACCUGAAACGCGAGGACAAUUCCGAGAAGAUCGAGGAGGACGCACGGUACAUCUACGAUCGUUACAUAUCCACUGUCUCGGAGAAAGAGGUGAGCCUGGACUCGCGAGUGCGCGAAAUAGUGAAUCGUAACAUGGUGCAGCCGACGCCGCACACCUUCGACGAAGCCCAGCUGCAGAUCUACACGCUGAUGCAUCGGGACUCGUAUCCCCGUUUCGUGAACAGCGAGCUCUACCGGCGUGUGGCGAGACUCGGCACAGGGACGACGGGCGCGAGCAAUCAGGAACACGGCAGCGGUGGCACGGGCAAAUCGAAGGGGAAGAAGGACACCACGUAAUCGCUUGUCCGACGGCAAAAACCAACGAUGGGGUGGCAGCGGACCAACAGCCUCCGUCUCUCAGCGGGUAGCCCCCGAGGCGGCACAUCGGGGGACGCCGCGACGCUGUCAACGCUGGCCGAUGACGACGAAAGCCGGAGGACAUCGGCGCCAAGAAACGACGAAAGCAAAAGUUUCAGCACCGAGGUGUCCGCGCCUUGACGAAUCUCUCUCACACUCACACACACGCAUACUCUCUCUCUCUCUCUCUCU